CUCCGACUGUGGUGAGCGAGGACACGUCAAUGGGCAUAAAUAAAUAAAUAAAUCCAUUCACCCGGUGACAGCGGGGCGAACCGGCUGCCGCUCGGGGGGGGAAGUGAGAGCUGCGGGGCCCACGCGGAGCAGAGAGCAGGCUGAAUGGCUGUCUUAAGAUGUGCUGCUCUCCUGUGAAAACUUAUACCCAGAAACCCUGAAAACCAAAGAACUUUUCAGAUUCUGUGACAACAGAUCUACUCUGUUGCUUGGCAUUGAAAUAGAGAAGCAGAGAUGCCACCGCCGGCAAGUGGUCCACCAGAAAACCCACCGCCUGAUGGAGGAUGGGGCUGGGUAAUAGUUGGAGCAUCAUUUAUCUCCAUUGGAUUUUCAUAUGCACUUCCCAAAGCCCUGACAGUAUUCUUCAAGGAAAUUCAGUAUGUAUUCAACAGUACUUACAGUGAGACAGCAUGGAUAUCAUCCAUUAUGCUGGCUGUUAUGUAUGCAGGAGGUCCCAUAAGUAGCGUUUUGGUGAAUAAAUAUGGCAGCCGUCCAGUGGUGAUGAUAGGAGGCUUGUUAUGCUGUAUAGGAAUGACCGCAGCCUCUUUCAGUGAAAGUAUUUUACACCUUUAUGUUACUGUGGGAGUCCUUGGAGGCUUAGGUUUGGCCUUCAACCUGCAACCUGCCCUAACUAUAAUUGGCAAAUACUUCUAUGCGAAACGACCCAUGGCAAAUGGGAUAGCCAUGGCAGGGAGUCCUGUGUUUUUAAGUACAUUAGCCCCUUUCAACCAAUACCUUUUAAAUACUUUUGGCUGGAAAGGAAGCUUCUUGAUUUUGGCAGGGAUUUUGUUACAUGCCUGUGUGGCUGGGGCUCUCAUGAGACCAGUUACACCCACACAACUUACUUCCAAGACUAAAAAUAAGAUUGAUAUGAGAUCAGAUGAAUCAGGUGUGAAGAAAAGGCUUAAGAAGAAAACAUUUUGUGAAAAAAUUAACACUUACUUAGAUUUCUCUCUUUUUAGACAUAGAGGAUUUCUGAUAUAUUUAUCUGGAAAUGUCAUUAUGUUUCUAGGAUUUUUUGCCCCCAUUAUAUUCUUGGCUUCCUAUGCUAAAGACAAGGGGAUUGAUGAGUACUCUUCAGCUUUCCUGCUUUCAGUGAUGGCUUUUGUCGAUAUGUUUGCGAGGCCUUCUGUUGGAGUAAUUGCUAACUCCCCACUUAUCCGACCCCGGAUCCAGUACUUUUUCAGUUUUGCAAUCAUGUUCAAUGGAGUAUGUCAUCUCCUAUGCCCACUGGCACAAAGCUAUACAAGCCUGGUGGUAUAUGCUGUAUUCUUUGGCCUUGGCUUUGGGAGUGUUAGCAGUGUCUUGUUUGAAACCCUCAUGGACCUUGUGGGUGCAUCAAGGUUUUCCAGUGCUGUGGGACUUGUCACAAUUGUGGAAUGUUGCCCAGUUCUUCUUGGCCCUCCCAUCGCUGGUGUUUUGGUGGAUAAGACUGGUGAUUAUAAAUAUAUGUAUCUAGCCUGUGGUGCUAUUGUGGUCGCAUCAAGUAUAUGGCUGCUCAUUGGCAAUAUUUUCAACUACAGAUUGCUGGAAAAGGAAAAGAAAUUGGAAGAAGCGAAGAAGAAAAUGAAUGACCUUGUGUCUAGAGAAAAAGAACCUUUGACUCAAUCUACGCAACCAACUGUUAUUGUCAAAAGCAAAAGAACAGAGAGUACUCCUUCAGAGAGAGAAACCAAUAUUUAACAAAAAUCACAUCUCUGACUUCAGUGUUUAUGACUUUCUUAGGAGUAUUUUUUUUUUCUCUCAACAUAUUAGAGAAGAAUCUUAUUGAAAGGAGCCAUAAUUAAGGAUUCUCCACAAAGGCACAUUUUUUAAAAAUUUUUUUUUAGUUUGUGGCUUUUUAAAAUUUGGAAAAUUUAAUUUGGAGAUUUUCCUGCUAAAGAACCAGCAUGCUUGGUUUAUUUUCACACAAGAUUCUGGUUGUGGUGGCUUAAAUAAUUUUUAAGAAUUUUAUAACUUCACUCUUGGAUCUCAUGAUCUAACUUCCAAACCCGUGGUUUAAGUACUUAGAAGGAAUAUGCUAAUUCCAAUAAAAAUGAACUCAUUUAAUAUGAAAAUUAAAGCAAGUAGUGGAACUAAGGAAAAAUGGAAUUUCUCCUUACACGCACAUCCACAUCCACAAACACACAUACACACAAAAUAUAUGGAGAACAAAAUAUGAAACAUUCAAUAAGACGACAUCAAUAGUUACAACAAUCAAACAACAAGGGCAACAAAAGGGAAUAAAUAUUAAAAAAUAAA
This is a messenger RNA of Erinaceus europaeus (western European hedgehog), 2280 nucleotides long. RefSeq names its product solute carrier family 16 member 7 (gene SLC16A7). Bases 274 to 1722 code for a protein of 482 amino acids. The transcript is spliced from 6 exons. Gene Ontology annotation, cellular component: membrane. Gene Ontology annotation, molecular function: monocarboxylic acid transmembrane transporter activity. NCBI's taxonomy places the organism in Eukaryota, Metazoa, Chordata, Mammalia, Eulipotyphla, Erinaceidae. The record is from RefSeq and is a predicted model, not a curated record. Gene Ontology annotation, biological process: transmembrane transport; monocarboxylic acid transport.